UUGCAGCAAGCUCCGAGGAAGCUGCUUGAUGAGGAAGACAUGUCUCCCGGAUCAGGUAGCAUUGAUGAGCCGUCUCUACCUCUGACCACUCCUCCAGCAUCUACGGACCGAGGCCGCACACCGCCGUCGCCGCACCCGCGCCGGAAGCCGGACAGAUCGUGUGUGCUAUGCCACCGGAGGAAGAUCCGGUGCGAUAGGCAGACGCCGUGCUUGGCAUGUGUGAGAGCUCGUCUCACGUGCACCUAUCCGGUCUCUGAUAAGCCUAUUCGUCGGGUUCGCAAGGCUACCAUAGCUGAUGUCGCGUCGAGGAUCUCGGACCUUGAGAAGACUAUUGUAGCGGCGUCCAUCGACCAUGGGAAUACAGCACGACGAUCACUAUCGGCCAAUGCAUAUGCCAAUACACAUGUGUCUGCGUCGGUGGGCUUACCAGCGAGCCUGCCGGUAAGUCCUCAUGAGUCUCCCCAGGAGCCUCAGGAACUUCCUUCAGAGGAGGUCCUGAUCAGGAAUGGUACCUCAAGCCAAUACUUCAAUGAACUUCUUAUUUCCAAGGUGAUCGAAGAGGAUCAAGACAAGUCCUCGCUGCUGCAUACACCGCGCAACGAGACCAAAGAGCAGGAUUUUGACUCACCCUUUAGUCUUAUUGGCUUGCUAUCCAGUCCGUCCGUCUUCGAGGAAAAGGAGAGAGGAUGGAGGCUAUCUCGACUAUGCGCCACUCAGUUAUGGCAUCUCUUUGUCCAAAACGUCGAUGCCACCAUGAAACUACUGCAUAUCCCUACAGACGAAGUGACUAUUUUCACCGCCAUCCACCAGCCUGAAUCCGUAGCCAGCGACGUUCUCGCCCUCGUCUCAGCCGUAUAUUUUUCGACCACUCUGACACUGGAGCCGGAUGAGGCUCAACAUGUUCUUGGUGUGGACAAGUCUACCGCUUUGCGCACGUUUAAGAGGGAAUUUCAGAUGCACCUGUCAAGGGCAGAUAUGCUGGAGAACCCAACAGCAUCAGCGCGAGCUUACUACCAUGGCAGGGGCAUCUGGAUCCUGAAUGGGCUUGCCGUGAGAAUGGCACACUCCAUUGGCCUCCAUCGAGACGGAACCAAGCUAGGGAUGUCGCCCUUCGAGUCUGAAGUUCGACGGCGGCUGUGGUGGCACUUUCUGGCGAGGGAUUCAAGAGCCGCAGAGGAUCACGGCAUCAGCUCAUGGUCGACGGUCCCCAGUUACGACACAAAACUGCCGCUCAAUGUGGACGAUAGCGAGCUCCGUCCAGAUAUGAGGGAGCUUCCGCCUCCUCACAAUGGAUGGACCAAAAUGAGUCUUCAGUUGACAUGCAUGGAAGUAGCCCAAACGCUGCAGAACAUGGCUAACCUCUCCAUGACGCCUUCGGGUUCGACUCCUAAAGAAGUCAUCAGGAGUAACAUGCUCAACCAGCUCAGGUCCCGUGUUGAGCACUACUUAAAACCGUGCAACCCGGUGAUACCGGUACAGAGGAUGACCAUGAAAACGGCCCUCGCCAUGGUCCACAAGAUCGACUUCGUCACGCGGCAGCAGCUUGCCAACAUGGAGAAUCCCGACAAGCGCAACGCAUUUGCCACAGAAGCAAAUCUGCUUUCGGCCCUGAGAUGUCUGGAAAUCCACCUCGAGCUGUGGAGUGACGAACUUCUUCGUCCAUAUCGAUGGUGCAUGUAUGGCCAUCCUCAGUAUCACAUGCUGCUAUACGUUCUCUGGCAUCUUUGCGUCUGUCCCACCGGCCCCAGCGUUGACCGAGCUUGGGUCGUCGUCGCGAGGACAUUCGAGCUGGAGCAAGUGAGGCUCUCUACGGCCGUUUCUGGACCGGCACUCAAGUCCGUCAUCUUGAAGAGACUGCACAAGAAGGCCGAAUUGAUACGGCAGUCGGCGAUACUGGAUGUCCGACGUUUUGACGGAGAAAACGUGGACUGGAGUAGUUUGAUGCAGAAUACCAUGCCCGAUUGGAACACACUUGUCGAGGACUUGCAUCUGGACUUGCACGAUUUCUCAAGCUAUUUUUGAUGAGGGACGACGCGUACACGUUUAUACCCCUUUCAUGAGGGCG
Molecule: messenger RNA, 2065 nt
Organism: Trichoderma citrinoviride
Lineage: Eukaryota; Fungi; Ascomycota; Sordariomycetes; Hypocreales; Hypocreaceae
Exons: 4
Coding region: 40-2022 (660 amino acids)
Biological process (GO): DNA-templated transcription; regulation of DNA-templated transcription
Molecular function (GO): DNA-binding transcription factor activity, RNA polymerase II-specific; zinc ion binding; DNA binding
Source: RefSeq, a predicted model, not a curated record